Hevea brasiliensis (rubber tree) is the source of this 1199-nucleotide messenger RNA. RefSeq names its product squamosa promoter-binding protein 1. Gene Ontology annotation, molecular function: DNA binding. The coding region runs from base 280 to 783 and encodes 167 amino acids. The record is from RefSeq and is a predicted model, not a curated record. Lineage: Eukaryota; Viridiplantae; Streptophyta; Magnoliopsida; Malpighiales; Euphorbiaceae. The transcript is spliced from 2 exons. Gene Ontology annotation, cellular component: nucleus.
UCUUUUGCUUUUGUUUUGUUAUCAGUAUUCUUUAUAACAAACGAAAAUCAGAAUACGUAUAAAAAAAAAGAAACCAAUCAAAGGGAAGGGAGAAAAAAAAUGGAGCUUGUGUGGUCCAGGUCUUCACUCAUUUUCAACUUUUCCUUCCCUACUAUAAUUCCCACCUGUACUGUCUCUCCUCUUAUUUUUCAUAUACUUUUGCUCCCUAAAUCCUCUCCUUUGGAACUCAAAUUUUGCUUUUGCUUUUCACUUUGCUAACUUUUGCUUCACCCAAAAGUAAUGGAUGGAAAAGGCAAGCUGCGGAUGAUGGGGAAUAUGACGAAGAAGGAAUUAACUGAGCACGGUUGGGAGUCAUCAGAUGAUGAUCUGAAGAUGGGGUGUGUGGAAAGUGAUGUUGAGAGUAGCAAGAAAAAUAAAGUGGUGGCUGGUGGCGGUGGUGGUGGUGGAGGAAGGAUAGGGUUAGGUGGUGGCAGUGGGAGUGGAGGUAUGAGGAGUUGUCAAGCUGAGAAGUGUACGGCUGAUCUGAGUGAUGCAAAGCCAUACCAUAGAAGGCAUAAGGUUUGUGCGAAUCAUGCCAAGGCUCAGAUUGUGCUUGUGGCUGGGAUUAGGCAACGGUUUUGUCAGCAAUGCAGCAGUGUUGCAUGUUUCAUGAGCUAUGGGAAUUUGAUGAAACCAAAAGGAGUUGUCGGAGGCGUUUGGCCGGACACAAUGAACGGCGAAGGAAGAAUGCUGCUGAAUCUCAUACGGAAGGUUCAAGCCACAAAGGGACAGGCAGUCAGUUGAAGGAUAUGGUCUGUGGGCAGGUUAAUGAUAGGGGAAGAAUUAAGAUAACUAUCCAAGAAAAUGCCACUUACAAGCAUUUCCAAACCAGAUAAACUAAUUGCUCUUGAGGUUGCUCUCUAUCUUCUGUCAUGCCACGGAUAUAGUAAUAGUGAUAGUCUUGUUAGUAUAUCAUUAUUGAAGAUUCCUGUUUGUAGGUUAAACAAAUGCUAAGGGCAUUCACUUCAAGGUGGCAGGGGUUGCUGGUUCUGUCACUAGGUAUAUGGUAUUCAGUAUUAUGUGGUUAGCCAAUUAACUCAAUCCCAUGUAUGCUGAUAGGUUAGGAUAUGAUUGUUGACACUAACUUGACCAUCAUUGAGUGCUUUGUUUUCUUAGAUUUUCCAAAUGUGAUUAUAAGGUGCUAUUGUUUUUUUAUAUAA